Molecule: messenger RNA, 978 nt
Organism: Solanum dulcamara
Lineage: Eukaryota; Viridiplantae; Streptophyta; Magnoliopsida; Solanales; Solanaceae
Product: ferritin-3, chloroplastic-like
Exons: 8
Coding region: 55-783 (242 amino acids)
Biological process (GO): iron ion transport; intracellular iron ion homeostasis
Cellular component (GO): cytoplasm
Molecular function (GO): ferrous iron binding; ferric iron binding
Source: RefSeq, a predicted model, not a curated record
CACUAUCUUGAAUCUUGAAUUAUCAUUUUUCUUGGUUUUCUAAAUUGUGAAAUAAUGGCAGUUUCAGCUACUAGUCUUAUUACUCCCUUCAAAACUUCAUCAUAUUCUUUUUCUUCUGUUUCCUCUGUUUCAAAUCUUGUUUUCCCUAGGAGACAGUUCAAACUUUGUGCAACCGCUGAUGUGUCAUCACUUACUGGUGUGGUGUUUGAGCCAUUUGAUGAAGUUAAGAAAGAUGAAUUUAUGGUUCCUAUGUCAAUACAAACAUCACUUGCUCGUCAGAGGUUUGCAGACGAAUGUGAAGCUGCUAUCAAUGAGCAGAUCAAUGUGGAGUACAACGUUUCUUAUGUGUACCACUCCAUGUUCGCCUACUUUGACAGGGACUACGUAGCACUAAAAGGCCUCGCAAAAUUCUUCAAGGAGUCAAGUGAAGAAGAAAAGGAACAUGCUGAGAAAUUGAUGCAUUAUCAGAACAUCCGAGGAGGAAAAGUUAAGCUACACUCUAUUAUAAUGCCUCCCUCCGAAUUUGAUCAUGUUGAUAAGGGAGACGCGUUAUAUGCAAUGGAACUGGCAUUGUCCUUGGAGAAGUUAACAAAUGAGAAACUUCUGACCCUGCAUAGCGUGGCUGAUCGGAACAAUGACUCCGAAAUGCAAGAUUUUGUUGAACGAGAAUUUUUGGCCGAGCAGGUUGAGGCUAUAAAGAAAAUUGCAGACUAUGUAACUCAGCUAAGGAGGGUUGGAAAAGGACAUGGGGUGUGGCACUUUGAUCAGAUGCUUUUACAUUAAUAUAAUGGUGCAGCUUGAAGGUCCCCCAGUUCAGUCUCCUUUAUCUUAAGAUUAUUAGGCUCUACUAUGUUGUUGUCCAAUAAUGUAAUAUAUAUUUAUGUUACUUCAAAUUCAAGUCAUGUAAAGGCUUGAUCCUAGAAGAAUAAUAUCGCGGCUUGCUUUCAAGAAAUAAAAGAAGUUUCAUGAGGAAUUAAA